Daucus carota subsp. sativus is the source of this 1320-nucleotide messenger RNA. Its product is annotated as protein FAR1-RELATED SEQUENCE 5-like. The transcript is spliced from 5 exons. Gene Ontology annotation, biological process: regulation of DNA-templated transcription. The record is from RefSeq and is a predicted model, not a curated record. The coding region runs from base 1 to 1320 and encodes 439 amino acids. NCBI's taxonomy places the organism in Eukaryota, Viridiplantae, Streptophyta, Magnoliopsida, Apiales, Apiaceae.
AUGAGGUAUUUUAUGCCUAGUAUAGUUGCUGGAAGUGAUGUACCGUUUCGAAACCAGUCUUUUGAUAGCUUAGAUAAUGCUUACAAGUUUUACAAAGACUAUGGGAGACUAGGUGGUUUUGAUGUACGAAAAACAACGGAGAAGAGAGAUGCUGAUGGGACUAUUAUUUUGAAACAUUUUGUUUGUAGUAAGGAAGGCUUUAAUGAUGGAAGUCAUUGUGAAGAAAAUAGGCAAAGGCGUACCGUCUCACGGAGGUGUGGAUGUAAAGCGAAAGUUGUCAUGAAAAUUAUGAGCCAAAACAGAUAUUAUGUUUUUAAUUUUGUUGAACUUCACAACCAUCCGUUGGCUAGUGAAAGUGGUAGAAAGUUUUUGAGGGCUAGUAGAGAGAUGACAGUUAGAACUUUUGAUAGGGAUUUAAAAGAAUUUGUUGGUGAAAAGGAUGGACAAAUGUUGAUUGACAAAUUUAGAGUUUUACAGGAGACAUCUAAAUCGUUUUAUUUUGCUUAUGAACUUUAUGAUGAUGGGCAUUUGACUAUGCUAUUCUGGGCUGAUGCAACUAGUAGGAGGAACUUUGAAAUAUACGGUGAUGCCGUGUCAUUUGACGCCACAUUUGAUACUAACAAGUAUAAUAUGAUUUUUGCUCCUUUCACUGGUGUUGACAAACAUGAUAGACGUGUCAUCUUUGCUGCUUGUUUAUUAUCGAAAGACGAUGUUUCUCAUUAUAACUGGGUAUCUGUGCUGGCUUCAUUUUCUGGUGAGAAUGGAUUGGUUCCUAGCAAGCAUCGCCUUUGUAUGUGGCAUAUCAUGGAGAAAUUUCCUAUUAAGCUUGGCAAUCGUUUGUGUAAGGAAACAGACUUUAUGGAGAAAAUGAAAACUUACAUAUGGUCGUCAAAUUUGGAAAUUGAUGAGUUUAAGAGUGGAUGGAAAGCAGUUAUAGAAGAGUUUAAAUUGGAAGAUAACAAAUGGUUAUCAGAUAUGUAUGAGAUAAGGAAGUCGUGGAUUCGUUCCUAUUUCAGGGACAGUUCUAUGUUUGGUUUGAUGAGGACAACUUCAAGGUCCGAAAGUGAAAUUUUUUCCUUUUCACAGUUUAACAAGCAAGGUGAUACCUUAUGUGAGUUUUGGAUACGUUUUGAGAGUGCAAUGCAUAGGCGACGGAAUAAAACAGAACGGUUAGACCACGAGUCUAACUCAAGCAAGCCAAAUAUGUUGUCAAGAUGGUUUAUUGAAGAUGAUGCGGCAGAUCUAUUUACACGUUCAAUUUUUUUACAAAGUCCAAGAAGAGAUUUUGGCAUCUUGCUUGGAUGCAGAUUAAGAGAAUGA